Molecule: messenger RNA, 2344 nt
Organism: Folsomia candida
Lineage: Eukaryota; Metazoa; Arthropoda; Collembola; Entomobryomorpha; Isotomidae
Product: receptor-like tyrosine-protein kinase kin-16
Exons: 8
Coding region: 48-2138 (696 amino acids)
Biological process (GO): positive regulation of kinase activity; cell surface receptor protein tyrosine kinase signaling pathway; multicellular organism development
Cellular component (GO): signaling receptor complex
Molecular function (GO): ATP binding; transmembrane receptor protein tyrosine kinase activity
Source: RefSeq, a predicted model, not a curated record
UUUACGGUUGAAGAGGAAUCAAGUAGUCCUUCUCAAUAUAUUACAAAAUGAAGGUGCCCGAAAUUAUCUUAAUUUGCCUCUUAUCCACCCUGAAACUUGUCGUCACCCAAGAGAGGAAAGACCUCUCCUUCUUCAACUGGACAGACACCACCUCCCCCAUCGAUAAUUCGAGCUGGAGGUGGGCCCCACACUGUGACAUGGUGGGAAAUGACAUCAUCCCCUUCCUCAGCCCGGCGUCCUACUGCGGUCGAGAAUGCCACGCCGCCCCCACUUGCACCCAUUUUGCCUGGGCGGAUUUUAAUUCGGGGACCUGUUGGAUUAAAAAAGGUCCCCUCAAUGAAAAACCGUUCUUUAAGUUGAACAACGGCUAUUUCUGCGGGUACAUUCCGGACCGGGAUCCAAACCUGGGGGACGAUUUUUUGACCUGGAUGGAUACCCCCGUGGGCACUACUGGCGCCAAGGUGAGGUACGCACCCCACUGCGACAUGGUGGGAAAUGACGUCGCUAUUUUGAAAAUUGCCGGGGUAAACGUGGACACUUGUGCGCGGGAAUGUUUCGCCAAUAAGGUGUGCACGCACUUCGUCAUAUCCACUACCGAGGGUGGUAAAUGCUGGCUCAAAAGGGGCGAUGUGCCCACUCCCACGAGGACGGAAAGGGUAUGGGCCAUUGCACACUGUGGGUUCCUCCUUUUGCAGAGCGGGUACGGAAGACAUGAAUUUGGCGCGGGAUCCCGAACCCUGAACUGGGUUGAGGGCGGUGACCUCAAGAAUGUCAGCUAUCGAUGGGCCGAGAAUUGCGACCUGUCGGGGAACGAUAUUCGAAAUUUUCUCACGAAGAGGGAAAAUUGUGGGGGGGAGUGUGCUCAGCAUAAGGAAUGUACACAUUUUGCAUGGUCGACGUCUUUUGGGGGAACUUGUUGGAUUAAGAGGGGGUCGAUUCCGAACCACUCGAUUAGGACGGAUUCCGGGUAUAUUUGUGGUUACGUGACUUUCCGCAAGGGGGAGGAACAGGCGAGGGAAAAGGAGGGGGGUGCAAGUAGGAACAUUUGGAUAAUGUGGGUAGUUAUCGGUCUACUCGCGCUGGCGGGAGUUUUGAGCUUGACAAUUUUUGGUCUUCGUCAAAGAUCAAUUUCAAAACUACUCCGCGGGCUGGACAGGGAAGAAAUUGACGAAUUUUUCCUCGGCAGGCCAGAACUGCUUGCCAGAAACACCACCAUGACCAAUGAGACUGUCGCUUUCUUGCCGUACGACCGGGCAUACGAGGUCGACAUCGGUGAUAUAGAAUAUAAAGCAGACCCGAUCGGAAGCGGAAACUUUUCCGUCGUGUUUCUGGGUCUCAUCAAAUCCCGCCAGCAACCAGUCGCCGUGAAAUGCCCGCUCACCACCACGGACGCGGUCGAAUUCAAAGCUCUCCUUUUGGAAAUAAAAAUCAUGCUCCAUAUCGGACAGCAUGAAAACGUGGUGACCUUAAUUGGCGCUUGCACUGAAUCCAUUCAACAACGAAAAGUUUACAUUCUUCUCGAAUACGCAAAAAACGGAUGCAUGGAGUCUUACCUUAGAAAAAGACGGCCAGGUUGUGGAGAAGGAUUAAAAAGUCGCUACACAAAUAUCGACCGGAAACCGGAGGCCUUAAUUAAAGAGGGAGAUUUGAUUCGUUGGUCGUACGAAAUUGCGAAGGGGAUGGAGUUCUUGGCGUCAAAAUCUAUUGUACACGCAGACUUGGCCACGAGGAAUGUUCUUCUUGACGAUAAGUGCACCGCCAAAGUGUCAGAUUUUGGAUUGAGCAGACAACUUUACGGAAACACGAACUACAUCAAAAAGACAAAGGCCCAACUCCCCUGGCGCUGGCUAGCCCUGGAGUCCUUGACCAGGAUGGAAUUCUCCACCGAAUCGGACGUCUGGAGCUACGGGGUCACCCUCUGGGAGAUCUUCACAUUUGCGGAGUCCCCCUACCCCAACCACACUUGGGGAAAGGAGUUCAUCGACAUGCUCCAGUCCAAUGGUCGCCUGGAUAAACCCAGAGAUGCAAACACUGCAAUAUAUGGUCUAAUGAAAACUUGCUGGGAAGGUGACAAGUCGAACAGACCAAGUUUCUCGACACUUCGGGGCGCGAUGGAAAAACUUUUGCAUACUGGAUAGUCUUAAUUUGGAAAAAUCUAAUAUAAGUAAAAAUCUUAAUUCUUCGGUAAAUUAUCGAUAAUGAAGAGUCACAAAAAUGGUCAACAUAAUUUAAUUUGGAAUUUUUUAAAGUUUUAAUUUAAGUAUUUUAAAUUAAUAAGUAUUCCACCUUACAUAUUUUGAUUUAUUUAAGUUGUGCCAGAAUUAAAAAAGUGAUUUCAAGUUAA